GCAAAACUAUAUUCACAGUCUAUUUCGCACAUGUUUGCAAAGUAUUUAAACUGUUAAAUUCACAUUCACACCCUAACAUAACACAAAAUGACUGUAAAAUAGACGGUAAUUUGCUACAUGGUGCAUUCUGUAUUGGUGCAUCUCGGAUGUGAGAUUAACUGUACUGUGCUGCGUGUUGCUAAGGAAGCUGUGGGGGGAAGAUUUCGAAAAGUGAAGUCAGUAGCAACACGGAGAUACGCAUCAGUGAGCAUCACAUAUGUCGAAUGGUGUGUGAGGUGGGAGGUUUGCACACGUGAGAAAAACACUAAAAUGACCUGUAAAGAAGCUAAGAGGUGGAAUAAACACAGAGGCUAUUAAAGUGUAGUAUUUUCAUAAUGAGAUAGCUUUCUGCACUUUAUGUGAUACAACUCUGAGUCAGUGUAGUUCUGCAGCCUGUGUGACAGGCUGGUGUCAAACGUAGGUCACAGUAAAAAAAUAGAAGAGUCAAGCAAAAAAAGCAGGAAAUCAUCAGUGAGAGGGUUUCAGUCAGGCAUGUACAGGGCAGCUAACAGUGAGGCCCUGAUUGUUGUCAUUCUCCACUUCCUGGUUUUAGCCGGGCGGGUAGUAGAGGAUCAGUGUGUGAGUGUGUGUGUGUGUGUAUGUGUAACAGCGUGCGACUUAGAUGUGUGUGUGUCAACAUCCACCUCACAUGGAGUGUGAUUAAACUCAGCAAGAAACUAAAGAAGAGGAAAAGAGAGGGGAGGAGGAAGAAGAAGAGAGGAAACUGUAAACUUACAGAAGAAGGGACAAGAAGAAGAAGAGAGGGAAGAGGAAGAGAGAGGUGUGAAAAGCUUCUGAACAGCAAACUGAGACAGAACACACACAAGAAGACUGCAGUGACACUGAGACUACUGCUGACAGCAAUACUACUGAGAGGCAGACAUGGAGAGGAAUGCUGGGAAGGAUUAUCUCUCCCUCAGUAUUCCACACUAAUCUCUACUCACUCACUCACUCACUCACAUACACGCACACGCACACGCACACACACGCACACACACGCACCUUGUGUGUCUUGUAGAAAGACCUUUGGCAUGUGGAUUAUUGACUUUGUAGCCUCUGCAGGGUAGCCAUGUUUGAAGUCUUAGAGCAGGUUAAGUGUAGUAAUAACUCUCUGUGAGUGUAAUGCUUUUAAGAGUUUAGCAUUAUAAUACUAUUUUGUUGAAACAUAAGUCUUCACUUAUAGUAUGUGUUGGAUAGUUUUUGUAGAGGUGCGUGCUUUAACCUUGCAAAAGAUAUUAGUGUUGCUGUAACUGCACUAGAAUAUAUUUAUGUUUAGUUAAGCAGUUUCCCAGUUAAGUGUAGUACUUUGAGUAUAUUACAUAUGGUAGUGUGAGUAUAGUCUCAUGGUUAUAGGUCAUAUUUCCUACCAUGAGACAUUUCUGAGUGGACUGCAGUGAAGCAACCAGGGUCCAGUAUCUGACCAGAGUAGGUGAGAGGUCUUCUCACAGCUGGAGUUCAUCACAUUUUUACAGAAGACUCCAUUUGAUCUCUGUGGUUUUGGUAGAAAGCCUCAAGGACCUGCAAUCACCAGCGUUGUAACUGCUCCACUAGACGGCAUUCCUCUGAGCACCAAGAAUUCCUCUGGGAAUAUUUGGAAUAUUUAAAGGAACAUUUAAAGUUUUCCUUCGGGAGUGCUCGGACUACAACCCAAGUCAUAUAAGGACUUUUCUUUCUAUGAAUAUUGCAGAAUUUUCAAGACUAUCUAGAAUUCCAGAAGUCAUAGCUCACCCUGCCAAAAUGUGAUGAGAAUACAGGAGCUGAGCAAGUUGUCUGUCAUGGAUCUCGACCCAGGAGCAGACCCUGAUCUGGGACAUGGGGCUGGGAUGAAGGCAUGUCAGGGUGCUCCUAAAGAGACAGAAAGAGAAGGAGAAGGGUUAUUAACUGUAAAUGACGGAGAUGGAGAUUUUAGCUCUGCAUCCUCCUCCUCCAAUUCCUCUCUGCGCUCCUCCUCUACCCUCCCUCCAUCCUCCUCCUCGUCCCCCCCAGUCUGCAUGGAGGAAGAGAAGGAUAUGGUGAGUGGCUGCUCCAAGUCUUUCGCCGCACUCAAACUGUUCACCAGGAGGAAAGCGAUAGCCAAGUCCGGCCUGCACCAUCUGCCCUGUCAGCCCAGCACAUCAUCUCUGACCAGAACGGACCCAGAAGCAAAUAUCCGCAGUACUGUGGACUGGACUGAGUCAGCUCUGUAUGGAGAUCAUAUCUGGUUUGAGACGAAUGUGUCUGGAGACUACUGUUAUGUGGGAGAACAACACUGUAUCGCCAGAGCGCUGCAAAAGUCAGUCAGCCGAAGGAAGUGUGCUGCCUGUAAGAUAGUUGUCCACACCAUCUGUAUAGAACAACUGGAGAAGUUUCCCAGCUCUAGAGCCAUUCUGUUGGAUGCCGCCAUGCCCCUCAAUGACCCCACCUUUAGAAUUAAUUUCAGGUGUAAACCGUCUUUCAGGGAAUCAGGCUCUCGGAACAUUCGAGAGCCCAAUGUGGUGCGUCAUCACUGGGUGCAUCGAAGACGGCAAGAAGGCAAAUGCAAACAAUGUGGGAAGGGCUUCCAGCAGAAAUUUGCUUUCCACAGUAAAGACAUUGUUGCCAUCAGCUGUUCCUGGUGCAAACAGGCUUACCACAACAAGGUUUCCUGCUUCAUGCUGCAGCAAAUUGAGGAGCCUUGUCCAAUAGGAGCACACGCUGCCCUCAUAGUUCCACCCACAUGGAUCAUUCGGGUCCGACGUAAUCAGUCAUCUAUGAAGUCGAGUAAGAAGAAGAAGAGAACGUCGUUCAAGAGGAAAAGCAGCAAGAAAGGAGUUGAGGAGGGACGACAGUGGAAGCCAUUUAUAAUCCGACCCAUCCCCUCACCACUGAUGAAACCACUGCUGGUGUUUGUCAACCCCAAGAGUGGAGGAAACCAGGGCACUAAGAUCCUUCAGUCCUUUAUGUGGUAUCUGAACCCCAGGCAGGUGUUUGACCUGAGCCAAGGAGGGCCGAAGGAGGGGUUGGAGAUGUAUCGUAAAGUUCAUAACCUGAGGAUUCUGGCAUGUGGAGGAGAUGGAACUGUGGGCUGGAUCCUGUCUUGUCUUGAUGACCUGGCUUUAAACCCUCAACCUCCUGUUGCUGUGUUACCACUUGGGACAGGAAAUGACCUUGCCAGGACCCUCAACUGGGGAGGGGGCUAUACAGAUGAACCUCUGUCUAAGAUCCUGUCCCAUGUUGAGGAUGGAACUGUUGUGCAGCUGGACAGAUGGAAUCUACAGGUUGAACCAAACCAGAGUUCAGGGGCUGAAGCGGAUGAACAACAAACUGAUAAGCUUCCUCUAGAUGUGUUCAACAAUUACUUCAGUCUUGGAUUCGAUGCCCAUGUGACUCUAGAGUUCCACGAGUCAAGAGAGGCCAACCCAGAGAAGUUUAACAGUCGUUUUAGGAAUAAGAUGUUCUAUGCUGGGACGGCAUUCUCAGAUUUCCUGAUGGGAAGCUCCAAAGAUCUGUCAAAGCACAUCAAAGUGGUGUGUGAUGGGACAGAUUUAACAUCAAAGGUUCAGGACUUGAAGCUGCAGUGUCUGGUCUUCCUCAACAUCCCCAGGUACUGUGCAGGCACUACACCUUGGGGAAACCCUAGUGAACAUCACGACUUUGAACCUCAGCGCCACGAUGAUGGAUACAUCGAGGUCAUUGGAUUCACCAUGACAUCACUGGCUACUCUCCAGGUUGGAGGUCAUGGCGAGAGGUUGAACCAGUGUCGAGAAGUAACUCUCACCACUACGAAACCUCUUCCAGUGCAGGUGGAUGGUGAACCAUGCAGACUUGCUCCCUCAGUCAUCCACAUUAGCCUCAGGAACCAGGCUAACAUGGUUCAGAAAACUAAACGAAGGACGUCACUACCACACCUCAACGACCAGCAGCCAGUCCCAGAGAGGCUGAGGAUCAGAGUCAGCAGGAUCAGUAUGACGGACUAUGAGGCUCUGCACUAUGACAAGGACAAACUACGACAAGCAUCCAUUCCUCUGGGACUGAUCGUGGUUCCUGGUGACAGCGACUUGGAAACUUGCAGAGAACACAUCCAGCGUUUGCAGGAGGAUUUCUGCUCUGUCCACCCUUCCCUCAGAUGCUGGGGAAUGCAGGAGGAAGCAGCCAAGCCAAAGAUUCUUUCCUCGCAGAGAUUGUCUCCAAAAUGGUGUUUCCUUGACUCUACCACAGCAGAUCGUUUCUACAGGAUAGACAGAGCACAGGAACAUCUAAACUACGUAUCAGAAAUCUCCCAAGAAGAGAUCUUCAUUUUGGACCCUGAACUGGUUGUUAUGACGACAGUAGGCACGUCCCCCACAACAAUGCCUGACCUGGUUAACCCUGCUUCCAGCCUGGUACACAGCAGGGAAAGCAGCUCUAAUCAGACCUCCAGUGAAGUCUUUGUCUACCCUGUGGCUUCUUCCUCUCCUUCAACAUCAUCCUCUGCUACCAGUUCCUCCCAGAGGCAGAGAGUGAACAGUGACAGCUCUGCGGCUGAAGCUUUAACACACAGCACAACACAUGUGACCAGUAAACUCAGCAGAGCGGGCUGCAUCCAUCGUUCCAACACGACAGCUGCUGAUUUUAAACCGAAAUUGAGACAGGAAAAUAGCCAAAAGACGAGUGAAAAAGAGAAAUUGAGGGAACAAGAGAUGUUGAUUGAGUGUGUGAAGAACAAGGACGUGAAGAAGCUCCAAGAGUUGCACCUGAAUGGGUCUGACCUCAAAGCGCUGGACCAAUCAGGCUGCAGUUUGCUGCACCAUGCUGUCAGUACAGGAAGCAAGGAGAUGGUCCGCUACAUCCUGGACAAUGCUCCAAGUGACCUGCUUGAUGUCACAGAAAAACUACAUGGGGAGACGGUUCUUCAUCGAGCUGCAUCUCUGUGUCACAGGACCAUCUGUCAUUAUCUGGUAGAAGCAGGAGCCUCACUGAUGAAAACAGACCUACAGGGUGAUACUCCUAAGAACAGGGCAGAGAAGGCUAAUGAUGCUGAACUGGCAGCCUAUCUGGAAAACAGACAGCAUUACCAGAUGAUACAGAGAGAGGAUCAAGAAACAGCUGUCUGAAACUGUUGAACUCUUUAUGAACAGGACGUGGAUGAAGAAACUGCUUUCUUCUGACUGCAGACUGAGUGUGAAGCCGUGCCAAAUCUGAUUGAAAUGUGCAUUUAAUAAUUAUUACGGCAGAGAUUAUAAUGAUGAUGGUAAUGACUUUAAGUCAGUGGAUGUUAAUGUUAAUGGGUGUGAAGAGAAAGAGUAAGGUUAUGAGAAGUUCAUUAAGUCAUUCCUUUUCAGUUUGAGUAAUAAAAAGUGACAGUGAAAUCAGGAAAAUGGAACACUGGGAGAAUCAGAAAUCAGGGUUCUGAUUUUAAGGGCAGUUUCAGAUUUAUUCUUCAAAAGCCAUUCAUAUCAAAGGUAUACAAAGGACUAUACAUUUUAAACUAAAUGUGACCAUCUACAAUAAAUUAGUGAUGAUGAAAUGUGUCGUGGUAUUAGUAUCAGUUACUACAUUUAGUCUGCAGAUGGUACAAUUUCAGUCCAGUCUGCAAUUUGCAUUACACACCAAAAUGUAAAAUUUCUCUGGGGGGACAUUAGUGUCUGAGAGGCUUCAUUAAAAUUGCUCUCCUUAGGAGCCCGAAUAUCUCAGCAAAUUUAUUGACAAUUUGCAUAUUAGAUCAAAUAUCUGCAAAUAUAUCUGAAAUAUCUGCAUGUGCUGCAUUGCUGUUUUGGCCUAAAGAUGGCACUAGUGGAGACUUUAUUGAAUGUCCAACAUAGAAAACAAUUGAGUAAAUUUCAU
This is a messenger RNA of Thunnus maccoyii (southern bluefin tuna), 5820 nucleotides long. Its product is annotated as diacylglycerol kinase zeta-like. The record is from RefSeq and is a predicted model, not a curated record. The coding region runs from base 1782 to 5090 and encodes 1102 amino acids. Gene Ontology annotation, cellular component: nucleus. Gene Ontology annotation, biological process: regulation of synaptic transmission, glutamatergic; diacylglycerol metabolic process; intracellular signal transduction. NCBI's taxonomy places the organism in Eukaryota, Metazoa, Chordata, Actinopteri, Scombriformes, Scombridae. Gene Ontology annotation, molecular function: protein binding; ATP-dependent diacylglycerol kinase activity. The transcript has 37 exons.